AUCAACUUCUCCAUGCUUUGCCCCCAACGGGUAGGGGUAGAGGGAGAAACAAAUAAAGAGCACUGUGUUUCUUUCUUCUCCGAGAAACACUCCUCUUUUUCUUCGUGCUCAAUCCCCUCUCAUUCUCUGUUUUUCUUUAUUUAUUCUCUCUCUUUUUCUGUGAUCACAUGCUUAUUUAUCCAAUCUCGCAGAUACCCAUUUUUUUUUUAAUAAUACAGAUCCCAAGGUUUCUCAUUUUCUUCUCUUAGCUUGAAUUCUUCAUUGGGUCAUUCAAAUUAGUUGUAUUGUCCACAAAGAAAGAGUGUAUAGUUCAAUCUGUCCGUCAUUUCUCGUUCUUCUUUUGCGCAUUGAAUCCAAGCAAAUUCUCUAUGUCUCGUAUUUUCUCGAGAUGGUGGAAGCUGAAGGAAAUGGCGAUUCUUCCUUUUGGAGACACAGGGUUGGCUGUUUCAGUACGGACUGGGAAUAACUGGAAGAGGUGCAAUUUCAGGUUCAAUCAGGUGUGUCCAAUCUCGACCCACUUGAAUUGCCUCCCAAUUGCCGUUCGUAGACGUCGGGAAUCGCAUAUCGGAGUUCAGGAGAGGUAUAAGUGGGACCAAAGUGGCUCCGAUGACACUCACAAUCCGACUUCACAGACCCGCAAGAUUCGGGCCGAUACUAACUGCCCACGCUGCGCCAAGCACAUGGCCAUCCUGUUCUCUAAUCACCAUUUCCCCGUUUCUUCUGGUUCCGAUUCCGAUUCUAACCCUCGGGCUUCUCUUCAAGGAGAAGGGGGUUAUCAGGCUGUAAACAUUUGUCCUAGCUGUGGAACUGCCUAUUAUUUUCGACCUUAUAGCAUUGCUCCUCUUCAGGGUUCCUUUAUAGAGAUAGGGAAGGUGACUAACAGUAAUGUUAAUAAUACCACUAAUAGAACGUCAAAGAGAACUCAUAGCAAAGAUAAUAUUCAUGAUGGAGGCUCUGGAGUUGAAGAUUAUGAUCAUAAAAGUAAUAGCAGUGAUAAGCUUAGAGUGACAUUCUGGGACACUUCAAGAUCGCAUAAUGGUGAAAAUGGGGGGGAACCACCAGAAAGCUGGCCUCCCCCGCUACCAGGUUUAUCUAAUGGGAAUGGGUUGACGGCGCAUACUCCACCAGCCCCGCCGUUUGCAUCAGGGCUGAAUGCCAUUCGAACUUCAGGGGCACGGCUAGGUGGCAGAAGCGGGGCUAAUAAAUUGAAGACUGUUUGGGGGGGCUCCAAUUUGGGCAAGGAGUUGCCCACCCCGAAGGAGAUCUGCGAAGGUCUUGACAAGUUUGUUAUUGGCCAGGACAGAGCUAAAAAGGUGCUUUCUGUAGCUGUUUAUAACCACUAUAAAAGAAUAUACCAUGCCUCUCAGCCGACAGGGUCAGGGGCAGAGUCAGGAACUUCAGAAGCAUUGGAUGUUGAUCAAAAUGUGGAGCUAGAAAAGAGUAACGUUCUAUUGAUGGGUCCAACUGGAUCAGGGAAGACCUUGCUUGCAAAGACACUAGCUCGUUUCGUGAAUGUUCCAUUUGUCAUUGCUGAUGCAACAACCUUAACACAGGCCGGUUAUGUUGGAGAAGAUGUUGAAUCAAUCCUGCAUAAACUACUUGCGGCAGCAGAGUUCAAUGUUCAAGCAGCUCAACAAGGGAUAGUUUACAUUGACGAAGUUGACAAGAUAACUAAGAAGGCUGAGAGCUUAAAUAUCAGCCGGGAUGUUUCAGGCGAGGGUGUUCAACAGGCUUUGUUAAAAAUGCUGGAAGGAACUAUAGUAAGUGUUCCAGAGAAAGGAGCAAGGAAGCAUCCAAGGGGUGACAACAUACAGAUUGACACAAAGGAUAUUCUUUUCAUAUGUGGUGGAGCAUUCAUAGAUCUUGAUAAAACCAUUUCAGAGAGACGAGAGGAUUCUUCUAUUGGCUUCGGAGCACCAGUUCGUGCCAAUAUGAGAACCGGUGGAGUAACAGAUGCUUCCGUAACAUCAUCUUUACUUGAGUCGGUAGAAAGUUCUGAUCUAAUUGCAUACGGUCUCAUACCAGAGUUUAUUGGACGAUUUCCAAUCUUAGUGAGCUUGUCAGCUUUAACUGAAGACCAACUUGUGCAGGUUCUCACAGAACCAAAAAAUGCUCUUGGUAAGCAGUACAAGAAAUUAUUUGGCAUGAAUAAUGUAAAGCUACACUUUGUUGAGAAAGCGCUGAGACUUAUUGCCAAGAAAGCAGUGGCCAAAAACACUGGCGCCAGGGGUUUAAGAGCCCUACUGGAAAGCAUCCUUAAUGAAGCCAUGUUUGAAGUUCCAGAUGUUAUGACAGGAGAUAACCGGGUUGAAGCUGUUGUUGUUGAUGAGGAAUCUGUAGGACCAAUUAAUGCUCCUGGAUGUGGUGGCAAAAUUCUUCGUGGAGAUGGUGCUUUGGAACGAUACUUAGUUAAGCUGAGAGAUUCAGUGGUUAAAGGCCAGAUAGGUGAAUCAGAGUUACAGGAAGGGGGAUCAGAGCUUUCAUCUAGAGCCAUCAGCAUAUAAUAUUUCGUAUUGUUAAGGUGUAUAAUUUAUCCUUGUAAUUUUUAUUUGUAAAAUUCUCAUUCAAAAGGUGUUUUGAUCAUUUCUUGUAUUUUACAUGGCUUCUUUUUGAAGUCCAUUGGACCAAACACGUUUAGACGCUCAGAAUAAUAAAAGAAAAGGGGAAGGGUAUAUAUAGCAUUGCUAAUUUAGGGGCACAUCAUGGAAAUUUUUCAUGUGGUUUUUCUAUUGAUGCUGAGACACGAGAAAAUCCAAUAAUAUACAAUUUUUUCAA
Messenger RNA from Prosopis cineraria, 2775 nucleotides. RefSeq names its product CLP protease regulatory subunit CLPX3, mitochondrial. Bases 369 to 2504 code for a protein of 711 amino acids. Gene Ontology annotation, biological process: protein catabolic process; protein folding; proteolysis. Gene Ontology annotation, molecular function: ATP binding; ATP hydrolysis activity; ATP-dependent protein folding chaperone. The transcript has 15 exons. The record is from RefSeq and is a predicted model, not a curated record. NCBI's taxonomy places the organism in Eukaryota, Viridiplantae, Streptophyta, Magnoliopsida, Fabales, Fabaceae. Gene Ontology annotation, cellular component: mitochondrial matrix.